Molecule: messenger RNA, 1390 nt
Organism: Erigeron canadensis
Lineage: Eukaryota; Viridiplantae; Streptophyta; Magnoliopsida; Asterales; Asteraceae
Product: zinc finger protein ZAT5-like
Exons: 1
Coding region: 1-1251 (416 amino acids)
Source: RefSeq, a predicted model, not a curated record
AUGGAUCCAUCCCUUUCUGUACAACAACACCAACAACAAACCAUUAUCAUCACCAACAUUAAUAAUAAUAAUAAUAAUAAUGGUGGUGGUGGUGAAGAAGAUGGUGGUCUAAAGGAUCCAACAAACAACAACAAUGAUAAUAAUAAUAAUAUUGUAAAACGAAAACGUACAAAGCGUCAAAGGGUUCAAUCCUCAAUCCCCCCAUUCACAAUUGUUGCCCAUAAUAAUUCUUCUACCUCAUACAGCACUGCUUUAAAUUAUUCAUCAUCCCCGCCGGCGGCAGCAACAACAUCAUCAUCGUCAUCAGCUUCUGAUAUUCGGGCUAGUAGCACCACCACGGAAGAUGAAGAUACCGCCCACUGCCUCAUCCUUCUCUCCAAAGGUCAUGAUCACAUUCAUAUUAAUCACGUAUCAUCAUCACCAACAAUUAAUAAUAAUAAUAAUAAUAAUAAUAAUAAUAAUAAUACAGAAGAAUUUUCUAGCUAUAAGUUCAAUAGCAAAAAAUACAUACAAACAUCCGGAACAUAUGUAUACGAGUGCAAGACAUGUAGCAGGAUAUUUUCAUCGUUUCAAGCGCUCGGAGGCCAUCGAGCAAGCCAUAGAAAACCAAAAGCAAUCAACGAGCAGCUAGACAAACGAAAACCACCUGCCAACGUGGCAUUUUCAGAUGAUGAUGAUGAUGAUAAUCAAUCAUCACCACCUUGGAAGAUGAUCAAAAACAACAACAAUUAUUCUUCAUCUAAUAAUUCCUCCUCCCUUUCUCAUCAAAUAAACCACCCCCCAAAAAAAUCGUCUUCUUCUUCUAAACUUCACGAAUGUUCAAUAUGUGGCACGGAAUUUAAUUCCGGUCAAGCCUUGGGUGGCCACAUGAGGCGACACAGGGCGGCUAUCAUCAACAACAACCACCCGACAACAACUUUGUCUUUGGUUCCUAGUUAUGUCCCGGAUGUUACAACAACGACGAACAUGGUAGUUAAAGAUGAUGAUCAUCAAAGUAAUAUUAUUAUUAAUGAGGAUGAUGAUAUUGAUCAUAAGUCAAGAAAUGAUCAUGGUUUGCUUUUGGAUUUGGAUCUCAACCUUCCGGCGCCACCAGAAACCGCCAUGGUGGCUGCCGUCAGUCAAGAUCAACACCGAGAAUCUAGCAGCUUCAAUAAAUUUAUGACCAAUAAUAAUAAUAAUAAUCAGAACAAACAACAUCAGCCAGCCGUUCAUUUAUCAACCACCCCCACAUUGGUGGAUUGUCACUACUAAUUAAUUUACAAACAAAGGUGCAAAUAUCAUUUCUUUCUUUUUUUUCUUUAUAUAUAUACUCAUGAUUUUUUACAUUUUGUAUUCUAAAGUUACACGUACAAUUCUUAAUUAUUCUUGUGAAGGUAGAUGUGAAAUUGUU